Messenger RNA from Caenorhabditis elegans, 809 nucleotides. It is a transcript of the gene T23G11.4, whose product is annotated as Hepatocellular carcinoma-associated antigen 59. The transcript has 2 exons. NCBI's taxonomy places the organism in Eukaryota, Metazoa, Nematoda, Chromadorea, Rhabditida, Rhabditidae. Bases 23 to 745 code for a protein of 240 amino acids. Gene Ontology annotation, cellular component: nucleus. The record is from RefSeq and is marked reviewed.
ACUUUAAGCAUCAACGAACACAAUGGCCGAUAUCUUCAGAAAACCAAAAUCAAAAAUUCAAAAAAGGAAAAUUUUAGAAGACGACGACGUUGCUGCUGAUGAAGAGUCGUCAAGAGUUUCCGAUAUUCGAGAUCUUCAACGAUCACGAGAAAGGAAAAAUGGUCUCACAGAAUUAGAAUGCGCAGUUGGAAUUUCAAAAGCUGCAGCUCUCGAGGAUGGAAUUCAAAUGGCUGGUGGCGGAAUGGUGAUGACAAGUAAAAAGAAGGCAGCAAUGGAAGCUGCAAGCAUUGAACAAGGACUCCGAGAACAAUUCGAGAAGGAAACAAUGCUGAGAGAUGAACAUGAAGAAUUAAGGAAAUAUAUUGAUGACGGACUUCAAGAAUAUACAGCUGAUACUUCUAAAAUUGAAAAACAGAAACAACCUUCUUCAUCAGCUGCAGCUAAAUUUUCAUCGCUGAAUGCAGAAGAUCGUGAUGUAGAGCUUUUGAAACAAGCUGCUGGAAAAGUGAAGGGAAAUCAAAGCAAAAAGGAGACAGAAUUGCUUUCAGAGCAUAUGCUCGCAGGAAUCCCAGAAGUGGACCUGGGAAUUAGCACUCGUAUCACCAAUAUCUUGGAGACUGAAAAGAAAAAACGAUUCCUUCUUCAAAUAUCUGCUGCUGAAGCUGCAGGUCUUCCACCACCAAUUGAAGAAUGUGAAGAAUCAAAACCAAAAUAUCGAAGACGUUUCAACAACCAGCGUCGAUAAAUUGAGAUACACAAGUGUUUUUUAUUUAUUUUCCUGUUUAAAUAAAUUCGAUUCAUUUUAUAAA